GCGAGGCGAACGCGCCACAGCGCAGCACAAUCCCACUUGAUGACGUCGAUCAGUUUCCGCUGUCAGUCAUUCCCCUCCUCGUGCCUCCUCUACUAUCGCUAGAAGAGUCGCUCGGGCGAAAAAAAGUCCGACUCAUCGACCUACGGACUACAAACUUUCUCCUAACACCAAUACCUCGAAGAAAUGGAGCUGGGAUUAUGGAAUUAAAGCCCGGAGCGCUUGCGAUGGAGAUUUUAUUGCUGGAACUGCUGCUUUGUUGUAGUCUGACGGUGAUUCGUGGUUCUCCUUUGCUGCUCUUCGCCAACCGGCGGGAUGUUCGUCUGGUGGACGCGGAUGCGGGCCGGUCGGAGUCCGCUGUGGUCGUCAGUGAACUUGAGGAUGCGGCCGCAGUGGACUUUCUUUUCUCUGAGGGCCUGAUAUUCUGGACGGAUGUCAGUGAGGAGGCCAUCAAACAGACCCACUACAACCUCACUACUAUCUCUAUGAAGGAGGCCACACUGGGCAAAGGGCAGACGGUAGUGGUAUCAGGUCUGGAUUCUCCCGAUGGCUUAGCCUGCGACUGGCUCGGACGCAAACUCUACUGGACCGACUCUGAGACGAACCGCAUCGAAGUAGCCAACUUGGACGGCACCUCUCGUAAGGUGCUCUUCUGGCAAGAUCUUGACCAGCCCAGGGCAAUAGCGCUAAACCCUGCUCAUAGGUACAUGUAUUGGACCGACUGGGGGGAGGAGCCGAGAAUAGAGAGGGCGGGAAUGGAUGGCACCAAUCGACAAAUCAUUGUACACAACCAAAUCUAUUGGCCCAAUGGACUGACCAUCGACCUCGAGGAGCAGAAGCUCUACUGGGCAGAUGCCAAGCUCAGCUUCAUCCACAAGGCCAACUUGGACGGAACGGCUCGAGAGGCUGUUGUGGAGGGUUCUCUCACCCACCCAUUCGCCCUUACUCUUUAUGACGAGACGCUCUACUGGACCGACUGGCAGACCCGAUCCAUCCACGCUUGCAACAAACACACCGGAGAGAAGCGGAGAGAAAUUCUUAAUGGCAUUUACUCACCGAUGGACAUCCAGGUGCUGGGCCAAGAGCGGCAGCCCAACAUUCAAACUCCAUGCAGUGAAAGAAACGGAGGCUGUUCCCACCUGUGUCUCCUCUCUCCCGUGCCACCCUUCUACAGCUGUGCUUGUCCAACAGGGGUUAAACUCCAAGACGAUGGAAAGACUUGUCGACCAGGGGCAGAACAGGUGCUUCUACUGGCUCGCCGUACGGACAUUCGGCGGAUAUCCCUGGACUUACCUGACUUCACGGACAUAGUCUUACAAGUCAGCGACAUCCGGCACGUAAUCGCCAUUGACUAUGACCCGGUUGAAGGAUAUGUCUACUGGACGGACGAUGAGGUUAGGGCCAUCCGCCGCGCCCGAAUUGAUGGAAGCGACGCCCAGACUCUGAUCACCAAUGAGGUCAAUCAUCCAGAUGGAAUUGCAGUGGAUUGGGUGGCACGCAACCUCUACUGGACGGACACUGGCACCGACCGCAUUGAGGUGACCAGACUCAAUGGCACUUCUCGACGCGUCCUCAUAUCUGAGAACCUGGACGAGCCACGAGCCAUCGUUUUGGAUCCAAUAAAUGGAUACAUGUAUUGGACUGACUGGGGGGAGAAGCCCAAGAUCGAACGAGCAAACCUGGAUGGCACUGACCGGGUCGUGCUGGUCAACACCUCUCUUGGUUGGCCCAAUGGUUUGGCCGUCGACUAUGUCGCUGGAAAGCUUUACUGGGGCGACGCCAAAACGGACAAAAUUGAGGUAA
This is a messenger RNA of Rhinichthys klamathensis goyatoka, 1800 nucleotides long. RefSeq names its product low-density lipoprotein receptor-related protein 5-like. The annotation marks the transcript as partial. The record is from RefSeq and is a predicted model, not a curated record. The transcript has 8 exons. NCBI's taxonomy places the organism in Eukaryota, Metazoa, Chordata, Actinopteri, Cypriniformes, Leuciscidae.